Balaenoptera musculus (blue whale) is the source of this 2436-nucleotide messenger RNA. RefSeq names its product zinc finger protein 268-like. Gene Ontology annotation, molecular function: DNA-binding transcription activator activity, RNA polymerase II-specific; RNA polymerase II cis-regulatory region sequence-specific DNA binding. The record is from RefSeq and is a predicted model, not a curated record. Lineage: Eukaryota; Metazoa; Chordata; Mammalia; Artiodactyla; Balaenopteridae. Gene Ontology annotation, biological process: regulation of transcription by RNA polymerase II. Gene Ontology annotation, cellular component: nucleus.
AUGCAAAUCAACACUACAAAGAGGUAUCACUUCGAAUCAGAAAAAAGGACCAUCCUCACAAAGGACGAAGUCUGGGAAAUUGAUGGUGGUAUGGAAUGGCAUCAGGAAAAUCAAGGCAAGCUGAGAAGUAUGUCAAAAGGCUAUCAGUGUACUGCAUUUGGAAAACUAUGUCUUCUUCGUACAGUUUUUAUAAAAAGACAAAAAGUUCAUAAAUAUGUCACAAAUGGAAAGAGUUUGAAAUAUAAUAUAGAUUUCAGUAAUAAUUAUGCUGGAAAGAAUCCUAAUGGGUUUCAUGCACAAAGGGAAUCAUCCUUCCAUUCUAAACAUGAGCAAGCUCUUACUGGAAUAAAAUACUGUGAAAGUAAUGAAUCUGGAAAAACUGCGAACAGAAAGUCACAGCUCAUAUGCCAACAAAUACGUAUGGGAGGAAAACCCUUUGAAUGCAGUUACUAUGGGAAGGCCUUCAGCAGCAAGUCAUACCCUGUGGUGCAUCAGCAAACUCAUUCACAAGAAAAACCCUGCAAAUGUAAUGGAUGUGGGAAAGACUUCAGCAGCAAGUCCUACCUCAUUGUUCAUCAAAGAGCUCACACAGGAAAGAAACUACAUGAAUGCAGUGUUUGCCAGAAAACUUUCAGUUUCAAUUCACAACUUGCUAUACAUCAGAGAAUUCACACACGGGAGAAUCCCUAUGAAUGCUGUGAAUGUGGGAAAGUCUUCAGUAGGAAAGACCAGCUUGUUUCACACCAGAGAACUCAUUCAGGGGAGAAUCCUUAUGAAUGCAGUGAAUGUGAGAAAGCCUUCAGUCGGAAAUACCAGCUCGUUUCACAGCAGAGAACUCAUGUAGGGGAGAAGCCCUAUGAAUGCAAUGACUGUGGGAAAACUUUUGGUUUGAAGUCACAGCUCCUGAUACAUCAGAGAACACAUACAAGAGAGAAACCCUCUGAAUGCAGUGGAUGUCAGGAAGCAUUUAAUACAAAGUCAAACCUUAUUGUACAUCAGAGAACCCACACAGGAGAGAAUCCCUAUGAAUGCAAUGAAUGUGAGAAAGCCUUUAAUAGAUAAGAUCAGCUCAUCUCACAUCAGCGAACUCAUGCUGGGGAAAAACCUUAUGGGUGCAGUGAGUGUGGGAAAGCCUUUAGUAGCAAGUCAUACCUCAUUAUACACAUGAGAACUCAUUCAGGAGACAAACCAUACGAAUGUCACAAAUGCGGAAAAGCCUUCAUUUGGAAGUCACUUCUCAUUGUACAUGAGUGAACUCAUGCAGGGGAAAACCCUUAUAAAUGCAGUCAAUGUCAGAAAUCCUUCAGUGAAAAAUUACGGCUCAUUAUACACAGAAUGCACAAAAGAGAGAAGCCCUCUCAAUGCAACGAGUAUGAAAAAGCCUUCAUUAGGAAAUCUCAGCUCAUUGUACAUCAGAGAACUUUAGGGGAGAAAUCCUAUGGGUGCAGUGAAUGUGGAAAAACCUCUCAGAAAUCAAUUCUCAGUGCACAUCAGAGGACUCAUACAGGAGAAAAACCCUGUAAGUGCAGCGAAUGUCGGAAAGCCUUUUGUUGGAAGUCACAGCUCAUUAUGCAUCAGAGAACUCAUAAAGAUGAGAAACAUAUUGAGCUCCAGGGCGGUGGCGUGGGGUUAAUCCAGGGUCACAGCUUCCUCCUGCUGCAGGGGCCGGGGGUCAUGGCGCCCUCUCCUCCACCCCAGCUCAGCGCCCCCAGGACCCCGGCUCCGCUCCUUCUGGGACCUGAGAACGCGCAGAAGCAGGCUGGGUGGCGCCUCCGACGCCCCCCCUCGCCCCCCAACCUGUCGGCUCCCGUGCAGCCCCCCGAAUGCCACGGACCCCCGAGAACCUCUCGGCUCCCCGAGAACCACCGGAACGCCCCAAACCCAGGCUGGCGGACCCGCAGGCCCCCCGGACUUACGGGGCGCAGGGCACGGGCGGAGCACGUGCGCGCCGAGCGUGGAAGCGGCCCCGGGCGCCUGGCGCGGGUAGUUGGGGGCGUGCGGAUGAAGGGCCGGGUCCCCUCAGUGUUCGGGGUGCCCCCCGAGCCCACUUCCUUCCCGAACUCCAGGACCCUCUCCAUGAGCUCGGCCCUUAGCCUCCUUCCCGCCCUUCCUGGAGCCGGGUGGGGCGGGCUGUCGGCGCUGGGGGACACCUGGGUCUCUCGAAGGGUGCGGGGUCGCGGGCCUCCUGCCAGUCGCGACGGGAAGAAACGUGGGGCCCCGAGGCAGGAGCUCGUGACAAGGAGCCUGUUCCACAGAAGUGAGGUAGUUGUGAACACAGGUCUGCACGUGCUGUUUGAAAAAGCGAUCGCCAGCUGCGUCAGCGGCCACGGCUGGGAAGCUGCCGCUGCACGUUACACGUUACGCCGCGCCUCGCACGGGUGCUUUGCAGGACCCGGCGCAGACCGGGAGUCAUGCCUGCGGUGCGGGCCCGAUUGA